This is a messenger RNA of Loa loa (African eye worm), 528 nucleotides long. RefSeq lists its product as hypothetical. The record is from RefSeq and is a predicted model, not a curated record. The coding region runs from base 1 to 528 and encodes 175 amino acids. Lineage: Eukaryota; Metazoa; Nematoda; Chromadorea; Rhabditida; Onchocercidae. The transcript has 6 exons.
AUGGAUGUGCUUUCAGUUGUAACAAUCCAAAACUUCGAGAAUUACGAAAGCUUCCAGUGUCUCAGACAUUUCUAUCCGAUGAAUAUGGGUGGAUUUAAAAAUCGCCCGAAGAAUUUUCCGGAAGGGCAUUUAAUGACACUUGAAGAGAAGGUCCUCAGUAAAAUUUUUCAGAUAUUCGGAAACAGUUUUGGGAAAUGUGGCAAAAUAGGAAAAGCGAUGUUCAGAAAAGACAGAUUUUUACGAGAAGAUUACAUAAUUAAUGUUCCGGAAUGGGUAAGCGACGACAAAUGGACAUGGCAGAUAUUAGAGAGAUAUGCUCAGAAAAGGACUCUAAGACGUCCGCAAUGUACGACUUUUAACAAAAAUUGUUAUAAGCAAAAGCAAUCGAUAAGUGGUGCGAAAAAAGAAAUUUAUACAGAGCUGAUUAUUUUGAAAGAACUUUGCUUUCAUUUUUACUUUAACUCACAGCAAGUGAAAUGUGUUGAAAUUGACAGAUUAGUUUUUAAAACGAAUACAACACUUGUUUAA